Molecule: messenger RNA, 1287 nt
Organism: Diaporthe amygdali
Lineage: Eukaryota; Fungi; Ascomycota; Sordariomycetes; Diaporthales; Diaporthaceae
Product: aquaporin-3
Exons: 7
Coding region: 1-1287 (428 amino acids)
Biological process (GO): glycerol transmembrane transport; water transport
Cellular component (GO): plasma membrane
Molecular function (GO): water channel activity; glycerol channel activity
Source: RefSeq, a predicted model, not a curated record
AUGGCCAAUUCUUCAAGCCUGUCCAAAGUACAGUCGACGGCAAGCGGGCGUCGACGGAGAACAUACGAUGCUCUCGAGUACACGCGGAAUCGAAUGGGCCUCAAGCCCGUGAUUGAGACAAGACCGGGCACUCACGGUGAUCCCGAGCUGUCAUGGUGGCCUCGCAUGCGCCUCAUGUUCCGGGAGCCACUGUUAGAGUUCUGGGGUACCCUCGUGAUGAUGUUGCUCGGAGGAUCCGUCACGGCAAUCACAUAUCUCAGCAAUUAUCAGAACGGAAAUUGGCUUACGAUUUGUCUUGGAUGGUCGGCUGCCAUGAUAUUUGGUAUCUACGUCGCUGGUGACUCGGGAGCCUAUCUCAACCCGGCGAUUACCUUGACUAAUUGUCUUUUCCGGGGGUUGCCUUUGCGCCGCUGGCCUGUUUAUGCUAGCGCUCAGCUUCUCGGGGCGUUCUGUGCGCAUGGCCUUGUGUACGGUAACUACAUCUCGGCCAUUGACCAAUACGAAGGGCACGCUAUACGAACCAUCCCUCCAAGCUCAACAACAAGCGCGAAGAUUUUCUGCCAGUUUCCUCAACCAUUCGUACCAAUAGGCAGUCAAAUAUUCUCCGAGUUCAUUUCCAACUUCUUCACCACCUUUCUGAUAUUGGCCGUCAGGGAUGAGAACGGCGCCGACCUGAAAGGUGGUGGGUUCUUCAUAAUCGCAUUUUUCUGGCUAAAUUUUGUCGUCAUGGCUGCCUUUGGAUGGGAAACAGGAUCCCCAAUCAAUCCGGCUCGUGAUCUAGCAGGAAGAACAUGGCUGGCGAUACUCGGUUACAAAAAUGCAUGGUCAGCCUACAACUACUACUUCUGGAUCCCUACCUUUGUUCCAUUCAUUGCAUGCUUCUUCGGAGCUCUAGCCUACGACAUCUUCAUAUACACAGGAGAUAGCCCUCUCAACAACGGUGCCUGGAGCUACAGCAAUUUUCGUAAAGGAACAACACAGUUAUGGAACUGUAUUCUCGUCAAGUCCGAGACAGGGCCUAAGAGGCGCCAAUCAGAUGAGGAGAGCCUGAGCGACAAGCAAGGCCGGGACAACCUGACAUCCAAAUCUAUCACUGAAAAAGAAGAGUCCAAGCCAUCAAGAAACAGUGCUGAAGGGGAACAGCAGCACGUCAAUGAAAAAGGAGUGCAGAAAGGAGAAGCCAACCAAAGCCUCGAGGAGAAGAAGGCCAAGGAGACCGGUUACGAUGACCCUGAGCCUGGUGCCGAAGAAUAUGGCGGCGAGGAGAUCGAGAAGCAUGGAAAUUAG